Molecule: messenger RNA, 858 nt
Organism: Saccharomyces kudriavzevii IFO 1802
Lineage: Eukaryota; Fungi; Ascomycota; Saccharomycetes; Saccharomycetales; Saccharomycetaceae
Gene: BCP1
Product: protein-transporting protein BCP1
Exons: 1
Coding region: 1-858 (285 amino acids)
Cellular component (GO): nucleus
Source: RefSeq, a predicted model, not a curated record
AUGGAACAAGUUAUCAAAUUAAAUGACCUAAAGAACAGGAAGAGGAGAAACACAGAAGAAGAAGAAGAAAAUGGCACUGAUGAAUCUGAAAUUGACAUUAGCAGUACCGAUUCAGAGGACGAAGAAGAGCGAAAUGUGGAAGAAGAAAUUGUAAAUAUUGAUUUUGACUUUUUUGGCGGUAAUCCAGACGUAGAUUUUCAUGCAUUGAAGAACUUGUCACGUCAACUGUUCGGUCCUCAAGAAAGCACAAGGAUUCAACUAAGCAGUUUGGCAGAUUUAAUUUUAGGUUCCCCAACCACCACAAUCAAAACUGACGGUAAAGAAUCUGAUCCAUAUUGUUUUCUUUCUUUCGUUGAUUUCAAAGCUAACCGCAAUAGUGACUAUGCGAAAUAUUUACAAAAAGUGGACAUGAGACUCUCUACUUUCUUCAAAACCAUUAGUGAUAGUGGUAAUAAAAACUGCGCCUUGGUUAUCAGUGAAAGGCUGAUUAAUAUGCCGCCGGAAGUCGUCCCACCUUUAUAUAAGAUUACAUUGGAGGACGUCACUGCAGCACUUGGAGAUGAUAAACAUUAUGAUUUCUAUGUCAUCGUUACCAGAAAAUAUGAGGUAAAUUUUGACACUGAUGAUGAUGCAGGGUCUGGUAAAAAGGAUAAGAACAGGGAUGAGAGAUCAAAGAAGAGGGUAAAGGCUGACGAAGUGGACUACUUCCACGAGGAAGAUAGAUUUUUCGAGAAGCAUGCCAAGAUUCACUUUGAAUCAGAAGCUAAAAGGGGUGUUAUCAGCUCAUACAUGAUUCUUGAUCAUGAAGGACUCGUGAAAGGCAUCAAUGAAUUGGAAAGUGAAAUCUCUACCUGGUAA